Molecule: messenger RNA, 4110 nt
Organism: Lytechinus pictus (painted urchin)
Lineage: Eukaryota; Metazoa; Echinodermata; Echinoidea; Temnopleuroida; Toxopneustidae
Exons: 8
Coding region: 503-1228 (241 amino acids)
Source: RefSeq, a predicted model, not a curated record
AUUGGCAAGACGCCCUCUCGCAACGAAAUUUGUACAAUAAAGCUACCCAAACGUAAACAUUAAAAACAUGAUUGUCAUAACGAAGCAAAAUAGAUUUUGCCUGAAUAUCUAUAAUAUUUACGAUAAAAUCUACAGCUGGCCAAGGACUUAAUUGUGGGAGGAUAUAUAUUGUGGAAUUCGAUGAUUUUGACCAACGAAUUUUGUCAACUGAUUUCGACUCUAACUUUGUUAGAAAGCUGCGAGAAGAGGCCGACAAGGCAGAGUGAGACGAUCGGAACCGCUGCGGCCGGGGCAGGGCAUGCAGGGAGCUCCGCUCUGGAUUGAAACUACCUCAGGCUCAAGUGAGGUUCGUGUAGGCUCCACUUCACUAGUAGAGUCUAGACACUACCGCUACAACUUGCUCCACUCCACCUACCCGAACCUCACGUUGGUGAACUCGCUCUGAUACCUGAUAUUUCGAGUGAUAAAGGUAAAGGAUUUGUGUCUUGGAGACAUUAUCAUCAUGACGUCGAGUCCACAGUACGUUCGCGUAUCGCUUAUAGGGCAGGCAAAAUACCUGCGUCAGUUUAAGAUAACCUCCAUCAUUCAUCUAACCAGUGGUAUAGCCUUGGUGAUCCUUGGAAUUGCUGCUGCAGCCACCAGAGCCAUGUGGUCUUUCUACGCAGCACCAAUAUGGUGCGGUAUUCUGUUUUUCAUCGUUCCUGGAAUCGUUGGCCUGUGUGCCGCCCAACAGAGAAAGCAUCACUUGACGGCUGCUUACAUAGGACUGUCGGCGACGUGUAGCCUGAUCUCAUUUGGUCUCUUUUUCUUGUACUGCUUUAUCAUUUCGAUUGAGAGAACACUCGGACACAGCUUUUACACGUACUGCAAUCCCCUUUAUUUCCUGGAGUUCGACUGCCCCUCAUCUGUAGCUGGUAGAAUGGUGAUCGAGGUUCUGAUAGCACUCAUUUCUUUGAUGACGUUCUUCGCGUCCAUUUUUGGAACGUUGUUCGGAAGUUGCUUCAACUGCACAUGCUGCGCCACCUGUGUCAAGGAGUGUUACAGCGACGCCCCACAGUGCUGCCAGUGUUGCUCGUGUUGUGGGCAACAAUCAAAUGAGGUAUCGGCUGAAAGUUUUACUACCAUUACAGCAGAUGGUUCUAUGCGACUAGAAGUUUCAUCCAGUGGGCCCAAACCAGAAGCCUUGAAUCAGCCAACCAAGCCUUCAUCUGGCAAUGAAGCGGUGUGAUUCCUCUGUCGGAUCUUGAGAGCUUUUCACAAAACGUUUUGGUCCAUGAUUUACACCAAGCUACUACAACUCCUUGCAUCUGAUUGGCUGAGACCAAGUUAGUCAGUGAAAACCUCUGAAAAUUUUGAAACGUGAAAUACUCCCCUUGUGCGAGUGAUGCAUAACAAAAUUUCAGCUCCUGGGGAGUGUUUCAUCAACAUUUUUUGUCCAUUAAGUCGUAAGCUCUGAAAUUUUUCUUUGAUUUAGAUUGACUGAGAAGCACUGUUGCUAAGGCAACUGUUUGAUUAAACUGGGGAGCGUUUCAUCAACAUUUUCCAUCCAGGUUGUAAGCUCUGAAAACUUUCCUUGAUUUUGAUUGGCUGAGAAGUUCUGUUACUAUGGCAACUGUUGGAUAAAACAGGACUUGUCGGAUAAAACACUGACAUGUUCUUUCAUGGAAUGCUCCCCCGUUUGCGGAGGGUACCUACAGUAUAUAAAGGUUCAGAAAUACUGAGUGAAUAUUGAAAUUGUGCUCAUACCUCAUUACCAAAUGGAAACAUAUUUAAAUGUUAUUUGAAUGUUAGUCCCAUAGUUAUGGAUCCAAAACCUAAGUUCAUGUUUGGAGCACUUUUUGGGACAUGAAAUGCGACUUGUGGACACUGCCAAAUUUGUCUUAUUCACAUCCUUCGCAAAAUGUUUGUUAGCCCCAUAAAAACCGCACGUUUAGGUCACCAGGGGUUAUCAAAGGUCACAUGUGUGUCCAAGAAGGUUAAGUGUAUCUGUUAUGUACAUCACAUAUAUUCACUUAGUAAACAUACAUCAAAACUGCCUGACACACAUAUAUAUAUUCACAUAUAUAUUUUUUAUCUGUUAUAUACAUCGCAUAUAUUCCCUUAAUAAACAUUCAUUAAGCUGCCUGGCAUAUAAAUAUGCAUACAUGUCCAUUGUAUUUUUAGGAAAAAAUUCAGGAGUUUUUUAAAGGUCUCAAGGAUUUAGUGGAAGUCAUAUGACUGGUCAAGCAGCUAAGAAGGUUAAGUGUAUCUGUUAUGUACAUCGCAUAUAUUCACUUAUUAAAACAUACAUCAAAGCUGCCUAACAUAUAGAUUUACACAUGUUUAUUAUAAGUACUCAGUAUCAGUAGAAUAUAUUUUUAAGAGGCAAUUCAAGAAUUUUUAAAGGUCUCAGGUUUUAGUGGAAGUCAAAUGACUGGUCAAGCAUAAAGCAGGGUGCUACAUAACUUUUUAGAAGCACUUGCCCAGUCAGGCUAGUAAAUUUUUAGACGGUUGAAAUAUACUUGCCCAAAAAUCUAUUUCACUUGCCUGAAAAAAAUCAUUGAAAAAAGUUGUACCUCUUCAAAAGAAAGUUUUGCGGUUUUAUAAACCAUUGACAUUUUUCUCUCUUUUGACAUGGACUGAUCUACUCUGCUAUUGUAUUUCUGUUUCCAAAUUCAGUUUUAUCUUGCCCGCCAUGAUCAAAAUUAGGGUCAAUAUAUCAUAUUGACCCUAAUUUUGGUAAUUCUCCUGUGAGAAUUUUGCUUGCCCAAUUCGGGCAAGUAGUUUUGGUCUUUACUUCAAAACACUUGCCUGACUCUAACUUUCACUUGCCCCGGGCAAUCGGGCAAGUGCUUAUGUUUUCUACAUUGCAUAUAUUCACUAAAUAAAUAUACAUUAAGCUGCCUGGCAUAUAAUUAUGCAUGUCUAUUGUAUUUUUAAGAAACAAUUCAGGAUUUUUUAAAAGGUCUCAAGGUUUUAGUGGAAGUCAUAUGACUGGUCAAGCAGAUAAGAUGGUUCAGCGUUUAUGUUAUGUACAUAGCAUAUAUUCACUUAAUAAACAUACAUUAAGCUGCCUGGCAUAUAAUUAUGCAUAUGUCUAUUGUAUGUACUAAAUAGAAUAUUUUUAAGAAACAAUUCAGGAAUUUUUUAAAGGUCUCAAGGUUUUAGUGGAAGUAUAUGACUGGUCAAGCAGAUAUUAAGGUUAAGUGUUUCUAUUAUGUACAUUGCAUAUAUUCACUUAAUAAACAGACAUUAAGCUGCCUGGCAUAUAAUUAUGCAUAUGUAACAAUUCAGGAAUUAUUUAAAGGUCUGAAGGUUUUAGUGGAAGUCAUUUGACUGGUCGAGCAGAUAAGAAGGUUGGUUAAGUGUUUCCGUUGUGUACAUUGCAUAUAUUCAGGUAAUAAACAUACAUCUAGCUGCCUGGCAUAUAAUUAUGCACGUGUCUAUUCUAAGUACUUAGUAGAGUAUUUUUUACAGAAAAUUCAGUAAUUUCUUAAGGUCACUAUGUUUUAUCAGGGGUCAUAUGACUGCUCAAGCGGAAGACAAGAUUAAGUGUUUCUGUUAUGUACAUUUCACUUAGUAAACAUACGCAUAUGCUGCCCGACAUAUACAUGCAUGUCUAUUGUUAUAAAAAGUAUAAUUCGGACAUUUCUCGAAAGAGAAAUAAUUUCUAGCCAUUCUGUCUGGCUGAAAUGUCACUGCUUUAAAUUGUAAAAGAAUUUUAUGUAAACAGGUCAUUAAUUGGGUGCAUUUACAUGUAUGAAGAAAUAUAUUUUGCACCAUUCAUAUUUUAUGUGAUAUAUAUUUUUUUACAAAGAUAUUCUGGCGAUUUGGUGAAAUGAUGAGGUAUUGGAUUGAUUAAACAAAUAUAUAUUGUCAUUUCAACAGUAACUUUGAACUUACUGAAGAAGCUAAACAAUAUGGAUACUUGUUUUUAUCUACAUGUACAUUUAUUAAUGAAUGCAGACUUUGUAUAAAUCCUUAUUAUUGUAUUCAUAAACUUGUAUGAAAACUGACCAACAAGUAGAUCACUGCAGCUCAAGUGCAAUUUUUUUUAAAUGGUGUGUUUUAAUAACUAUGUAGCAUUUCAUAAUUUGAUGUUGUUUUUAUCACAUAAAUAUUUUUUAAAGA